Messenger RNA from Striga asiatica, 363 nucleotides. The record is from the annotation of a GenBank genome assembly. NCBI's taxonomy places the organism in Eukaryota, Viridiplantae, Streptophyta, Magnoliopsida, Lamiales, Orobanchaceae.
AUGUUGUCGGCCCCCCAGCGACCAGCCCGCCAUAGCAACUGGUUCAUACGCCGCCGCCGGAAGCACCACGAAACUGGUCGCCGACAUAUCAUUGCCGCCGGAAUCAUCACGAAAUUGGCCGCCUCCGCAAUCGCCGUGUUGGAUUUCCGAGUUCCGGCGAACAGCUUGUUUGAAGCUUCUUUCAAGCCGUGGUCAUCUUCACCGAGUUCGUGGAGCUCCAAGUCGCAGGGGCUGGGCGAUGAAGAUGCCGACGAGCGUCGGACAGAAACCUACUAUUGCAGUCGGAGAUGGUGUAGCCGUGUCGGAAUCGGGGUCGGACAGGGCGAAGACGAGCUGUUACACAGUGGUCGACGACGAGACUGA